This is a messenger RNA of Cephus cinctus (wheat stem sawfly), 2640 nucleotides long. RefSeq names its product gamma-tubulin complex component 4 (gene Grip75). Gene Ontology annotation, cellular component: gamma-tubulin complex; equatorial microtubule organizing center; centrosome. NCBI's taxonomy places the organism in Eukaryota, Metazoa, Arthropoda, Insecta, Hymenoptera, Cephidae. The coding region runs from base 319 to 2271 and encodes 650 amino acids. Gene Ontology annotation, biological process: cytoplasmic microtubule organization; microtubule nucleation; mitotic cell cycle. Gene Ontology annotation, molecular function: microtubule minus-end binding; gamma-tubulin binding. The transcript has 10 exons. The record is from RefSeq and is a predicted model, not a curated record.
CCCCACGCCCACGUUUUAUAACUUUGAUUAAAGACUGAAUCAAAGUCCACUGGGUUCUCUUUCCAUCCUGUAAAAAUAGCACUGGGGUCUUCAUAGACACCUGCAGCUAUGGCUACAUUUCCAGGUCUCGAUUCUAAUCGAAAAUAAGGCAUCACACUGCUAAGCACGCAACAUGGUUAUGAGUAGGGUACUCAUCUCUGGUUAUACAUUCGGCAUGAUUUGGCCAGAGAACAUUCUGAUUCGGCACAUCAGCUGUUGACAGGAAGCAAGAAUCUUUUAUAUUUGAAAGAAAUAAGGAGACAAUUCAAAUUUGAUAAGAUGUUACAUGAAAUUCUGUUGUCGUUAUCAGGCUGGUCAACCGGUAUCUUACAGUUUGCAGAAUCAGAUAAUCCAGAAUUGGAGAAGGUUCUCCAUCCAGGAGAAAGAUUAUUGAUAAAAGAGAUUUCAGCUAUAGCUGAUGAAUUAAAUGUAAUAAGAAAAUUUGUAAAACAGCACAAAUUAAUUCACAAUAAAGCAGGCAAUGCAAAUGAUGCCGAAUAUCUAAGACCAGGGCUAUAUCUUCGUGCAUUAUGCAAUGGUAUGGAUCAGGCACUGGAGCCAUUUAAUCAAAAUAUUGUAGAUCUGGAACAGAUUAUUUUAAAUGAUGCACAUACACCACUAUCGUUAAUUCUUUGUCAUGUACAAAAGUAUAUCCCUUUAAUCUCUGUCCUUAAUUCCAUAAUACGUGAGAUUAUUACGCAAAAGACACACGGAUGUAAAUUACUACAAUGUCUACAUCGUUACAUGCACACUGGUGUCCUCGAUGUCAAAGUGGCUCUUGAAAAAAUGGUACACUGCUGUCAUAUAAUAUUUUAUAAGCAACUUACAAGUUGGCUCUUGUAUGGACACUUGGAGGAUAGUUACAAAGAAUUUUUCAUUCAGAAAAUACCAGAUGUCAAAAAUAAUUUAGCACUUGUCAACGACAAGGAUAGUUCUGGCAUUACUGAAGAGCAAAACUCUGGGAAAUCCCUUACAGACAUGUGGGAUUACGACAUACAAGUCGAUAUGUUACCUUCUUACAUCAGACCAUCCCUAGCAGGGAAAGUUCUCACUAUUGGUCAAACUAUUAUUAUGUUUGGCAAUGAUCCUCGACAAAAAAAAGAUUUUAAUGUCUUCACAAAGGCUGAAAAUUCAAUAUGGGGCGAAAAGGAAUAUGAAUACUUCCACAAACUUCAGAAUCUUCAAACGAGACCGACUUUCAGUAUAAUUGAAUUUGAGCGAACUGUCGAUGAAUUGAAGCGAUGCGUCACUGAACAUCUUUGGCGGGUCGCAGUUGAGGAGGCUCAACUUAUGCAACAACUGAAAUUGAUAAAAGAUUUCUACCUCUUUGGACGCGGCGAUUUGUUUUUGGAAUUUAUUGGUCUUACUGCUGAUAUACUUAAGAAGAUACCCACGAGCCAUACGUCGCGAGAUGUAAAUCUAGCAUUUCAGAUGACUUUAAGGAAAAUGCAUCUUAACGAUGAAAGCGCUGUGGAAAGUUUCAGCUUUCUUGUUCCAGUUCCUGAAACAGAAACUGAAAAAAAUGAUGAUGAGAUAAAAGAUAGCGCUGGGAUUUCUGAAAAGGAACGACAAGAUCCCAUUGAAAAGCGAGGCUGGGGCUUGAUUAUUCUUCAAUAUAAAGUUGUGUGGCCAUUACAUUUAUUGUUCAGCCCAACAGCUUUAAAGGAUUAUAACACUGUAUUCCGAUUUCUCUUACGAGUUAAAAAGACUCAAAUUAAUUUGAGAAAUCUUUGGAGCGAACAUAUGAGAGCAAAAAAUGUUGAGAUCGGUGUUACUCAAUUGAGAAAUAAUUUGAUCUUUGCUGUUGACAAUUUGCAAUAUUAUUUGCAAGUGGAUGUUCUGGAGAGUCAGUAUACAAUAAUGGAAAACAGUAUGAAGAAUACAAGAAAUUUUGAAGACGUACAGAGUGCACAUUCAAUCUUUUUGGCUAAUAUAAUGUCUCAGACAUUUUUAUCAGGAUCCACUACGGGAAGAGGAAAUCCAGUAAAUAAAUUAAUACGUCUUCUCUUGCGACUCUGUGAUGAUUUCAUUUUACAAACUUCUAUGUGGGAAGUCGAUAAUUUACUUCCAACUGAAAAAGAAGAACUGAAAAAUCUUUCUGAGGCUUUAGACGGUCUCAUGGAUUGGUUAACCAAAACCUUAAACAAGGUUCGUGCACAACCCUGUGGAGAGCAUCUAGCACAAUUACUUUUGCGAUUAGAUUUUAACAGAUGGUUUAGUAGGAAAGUUUAGCUUAUUCUAAUUAGUGCCAACGAAUUAAUACAGAAGAAGAAGAAAAGUUUAGACUGUUGCGGAAUCUCUGAAAUACUAUGACUAAAUAUUCAUGACUAUUAGUGAUCUUCAAGGCCUGUCCCUUAUUCGUCCUUAAUAUAUUAGCAAUUAUGUGUUCAUGUCAUCCUACGAAGAAGUAUUUAAUAUAUAAUCAAAUAUUUUUCUCUAUGUGAUGAAUAUAGGUACUGCCAGUCGAAUUACAAUUUAUUUUAGAGUUGCCAUAAUAGUAUUUAUUUAACACAUUCUAAUUAUAAAACACCUUGGAGAAUACUGUAUCGAUGAAAAUUAAAUGUAUAAAAUUUCUUAGAUUACACUACAUAUAUGCACUGA